Molecule: messenger RNA, 2884 nt
Organism: Neurospora crassa OR74A
Lineage: Eukaryota; Fungi; Ascomycota; Sordariomycetes; Sordariales; Sordariaceae
Gene: stk-28
Product: protein kinase domain-containing protein
Exons: 6
Coding region: 201-2669 (822 amino acids)
Biological process (GO): protein phosphorylation; tRNA export from nucleus
Cellular component (GO): cytoplasm
Molecular function (GO): protein kinase activity; ATP binding
Source: RefSeq, a predicted model, not a curated record
CUGCAGGGGAAUUCGACAAGUUGGAAUUCGCGAUAAACUUGUCCUUGGACAACCUACUUAGGUACCCAAGUGCUUUGCGACAACUUGCAUGCUGCCACCACCCCUUUUCCCGACCCGACUCUCCAGACGCCCAGAUAUCUUUGUAUACGGAUUCAGUGCCGAGUAAAGCAGUUAGACGCCCCCAAGACAAGUCCCCGAUCAUGGACUUCCUCAAAUCGGCUGUCGCGUCAGCCAUCGCAAAGGGGCCUCCAUUCCCCUAUAACUUUGGCGACAAGGUCGAUUUCGACCCCUCCAUCUGGACCCUUUACAACGGAACUCGACGCGAGGACGGGUCCAACUGCAGCAUCUUCUCCUUUGACGUCUCCGCCAACCGAUCUGCGCUUCCCUUAGCCAAGAAUGCGCUCAAAAAGCUACGAACACUACGACAUCCUGGCGUCAUCAAGGUGCUGGAUACGGUCAAGACAGACUCGUACAUCUACAUUGCCACUGAGCGGCUAGUUCCCCUAAGCUGGCACGUCAAGAGAAAGAGCCUCAGCCCGGAGACUGCGAAAUGGGGUCUUUAUAGCGUAGCGAAAACCCUCAAGUUCAUCAACGGCGACGCAUCCUCGAUACACGGCAACCUCAAGGUCGCCUCGAUAUACACUUCCGAGAGCGGCGAAUGGAAGAUUGGUGGCUUUGAAGUUCUGAGCAAUGUCAAGGAUGACGACGCUUUGAUAUACAGAUACGGCAGUGUUGUGCCUGACUCGGGGAGGUACACUCCUCCUGAACUUGCAAACGGCGGAUGGGAUGUCAUCAAGAAGAGCCCUCACCAUGCCGUUGACUCUUACGACUUCGGCAUCUUGAUUUACGAGGUCUUCAACGGCAGUUUUAUGGGGUCGGACCAACUAGGACAGACCAAGAGUAUCCCGCCCAGCAUGCAAGCGAGCUACAAGCGCCUCAUCAACGCCAACCCCAAGGCCAGACUCAGCGCAGCCCACUUCCUCGAACAAGGACUAAGGAAUGGAUCCUUCUUCGACAGCCCAUUGAUCAAACUGACCGAGGGAGUUGACAACCUGGGAAUAAAGUCGGAAACCGAACGCGAAGCCUUCCUGGAGGAUCUCGACCAGCUCUCGGACGACUUCCCGGAAGAUUUCUUCAAGAUGAAGGUCCUACCCGAGCUACUCAAAUCGGUGGAAUUUGGCGGUGGUGGUCCCAAAGCCUUUGGAGUAGUGAUGAAGAUUGCAACAAAGCUGUCCAACGAAGACUUUGACACAAAGGUUACUCCUGUCGUGGUUCGCUUGUUUGGAAACCCCGAUAGAGCGAUCAGGGUAUGUUUGCUAGACAACCUGUCGCUCAUGAUCGACAGAUUACCACAAAAAGUGGUAAACGACAAGAUCUUUCCGCAAAUAGUUGCGGGUUUCACAGAUGUCGCACCCAUUGUGCGCGAACAAACACUCAAGUCCGUACUAGUCAUCAUCACCAAACUAUCAGACCGUACCAUCAAUGGCGACCUCCUUAGGUACCUCGCCAAAACUGCCAACGACGAACAGCCCGGCAUCCGUACCAACACCACAAUCUGUCUCGGCAAGAUUGCCAAGUACCUGGGAACCUCCAACAGAGCCAAGGUCCUUAUCGCCGCCUUCACCCGCUCUCUCCGCGACCCCUUCGUGCACGCCCGCAACGCCUCCCUGAUGGCUCUCGCCGUAACAGUCGAGUACUUCUCUAGCGAAGACUGCGCCACACGCCUGAUACCCGCCGUCUCCCCCCUCCUCAUCGACAAGGAGAAGUUGAUCCGCGACCAAGCCAACAAGACCAUGGACGUCUACCUCCAACGUAUCCGCAAAGCCCAACAAGACAUGCCCGAGACCGUAAUACCCCCCGAAACCGCCCAACCCCGUAUGAGCACCCCUCAACCAGCCGAAGCCGCCAUCGGCUCCAGUUCCGGAUCCGGCGCCGUAGCAGCCGCCUGGGCAGGCUGGGCCAUCUCCAGCUUCACCAACAAGCUCUCCAGCGCGGCAGGGGAGAUGCAACCCAACGGUUCUGGUGCACCAUCGCCCGUUCCGAGCGCCAGCGGGCUAUCCACGCCCACAUCCACUACCACUCCCAAACGGCCCACCUCAUCUUCUGUCUCGGCGCUACACAGACAAGCGCUCAAAUCCCCAUCACCUUCCACCACCACUACUCAGUCAACAGGAGACUCCUUCUUUGCCGAUCCCGAACCGCAAGAAGACGAUGCAGACGCUUGGGGCGACAUGGGCGACAUGGAUGACGACGCCACAGCAGGCGCAGGAGACGAUAACUGGGGCGCGAGCUCGGAACACUCACAACCAGCGUCGUCGUCAGCAAAGAGGUCAGUAAGCAGUAGUCGCAAACAACCAUUCGGCGGCGGCGGCGGCGGCGGCGGCGGCGGCGGGGUUGUUGAUGAUGAUGGGGAACCUGAUUUCGCGGGGUGGUUGGCGGCGCAGGCGGAGAAGAAGAAGAAUCCUUUGGGGGCGGCUGCUGCACCAAAGACCUUGCCCAAGGGACUGGCGAAGACGGGAAGCGCAAAGGGUGGACCAACAAGUACGACGGCGGUAAAGAAGACGUUGCCUAUUAGUAAGAAGCCUGCUGCAACGGCGACUGUGAAGAAGAUUGAUACGAAGCCGAAGGUGGAUGUGGAUGGGGACGAUGGGUGGGGAGAUGGGUGGUAAUCUGGUGCGGUGUCGAGAGGGGGUGGUGGUGGUGGUUGGAUUAGAGUUGGAGACGGUGGACAGCAUAGUGCAAUUUAAAGUCUAAACUUAGUCUAUAAUGGAUAAGAUGAAAGCGAACUGGCCCGAGUGGUUGGUUGGGUUAUAACAAAAUCUACAGAUAAUUGCUAAAAGUGGGGAUUAUAUCCUGGAAAUAUCAGAUCAUAUCUACUGUGUAG